UUCGCGCGUGCUUUAUCGGGCCAGCUUCAUUCCCAGCUGUAGAAGAACUCGCCAUCAGCUGGGGGGUUUGCAUCAAGUACCACCUUGGUGGCCAAAACAUCGUGUCAUUUUUUUUUAGCCAACGGGGGGGGACAAAAAGUGCGUUGUGCAAAGUGUUGGAUAUUUAAAAAAACCAAAAAAAAAAAAACCUGCAGAGUGUCUCUUUUGUCGUGGCCAGGCAGGCGACAAAGGAGCAAUAACAUCACAUCGAACCCCCGGCAAACAAAGAGGUCCUUUUCUCAACGUCAACAUUUUUCCCCCAUAUUCCUUAGUGAUGAGUCAUGUGUCCGUCGAGAAUGUCCACGGUCUAGAACAGCAGCUUGCUGUCCUAGACUUGACUGCAGCGGACGGACAAGGUGGCGGCACCAACAGACGAUACAUUCCUCCCCAUUUACGGAACAACGAUGGUCCCAAAAAUGCAGGAAAUGCGUUUGUUGCUGCUCGACAGGGCGGUUACACCAUCGCUCCUGCCGCCGCCUUCGGUUGGGAUGCAAGCCGUGGCAACUUUGUCAACGGCUUCCAUGACAACCGCAUGACUGGCGGCAACACAUAUAACCGUGGCCCACCUCGCAUGGAGCGGGGCCGAGGGGGCUUGGCUGGAGGCGGCUACCGUGGCAACAGGGGCGGAGCCUUCAAUCCCAUCAACACUGCUCAGCCGAUUGCUUUCGGGUUGUACGAAAACAAAGAUGCUGGUGGGUGGAACACCGCCAAGGACGCCUAUAGCAGCUUUGGAAACAACAGAGGAAAGUCUGCAUUUUUCAAUGACCGAAGCAAUGCUAAUCGUGGACGGUUCGACCACGGUGGGUAUAGUGGUGGCGGAGGUGGAAACAGCCGCUGGGUGGAGGAGGUCAGAGAUGACGGAGACUGGUCCAAACCAACGCCACUCAAUGAACGCCUUGAGCAUGAGCUGUUCUCUGCAAGCAACACUGGGAUUAAUUUUGAGAAAUACGAUGACAUUCCUGUUGAAGCCACUGGACAGAACUGCCCUCAUCACAUUGAAAGUUUCCAGGAUAUAGACAUGGGCGAGAUUGUCAUGGGCAACAUUGGGCUGAGCCGCUACACCCGACCUACUCCUGUCCAGAAAUAUGCCAUUCCUAUUGUAAAGUCCAAGAGAGACCUCAUGGCCUGCGCACAGACUGGUUCUGGGAAAACCGCAGCAUUCCUCCUACCAAUUCUUAGCCAGAUCUACGCUGAAGGACCAGGAGAUGCUCUUAAUGCAGCUAAAGCCUCCGGGCAGGAAAACGGAAAGUAUGGCCGUCGCAAGCAGUACCCCAUUUCUCUGGUCCUGGCCCCAACUCGAGAGCUGGCCCUGCAGAUAUACGAUGAGGCCCGGAAGUUUUCCUACCGAUCCAAAGUGCGUCCCUGCGUCGUGUACGGAGGAGCAGAUAUCGGCCAGCAGAUCCGAGAACUGGAGAGGGGGUGUCAUCUGCUGGUCGCGACGCCUGGGAGGCUGGUAGACAUGAUGGAGAGGGGCAAGAUUGGACUGGACUACUGCAAAUACCUUGUUCUUGAUGAAGCCGAUCGAAUGUUGGACAUGGGCUUUGAGCCUCAGAUACGGCGCAUCGUUGAACAGGACACCAUGCCUCCUAAAGGCACCCGGCAGACCAUGAUGUUCAGCGCGACCUUUCCCAAAGAGAUCCAGAUUCUGGCCAGAGAUUUCCUAGACGACUACAUCUUCCUAGCGGUGGGCAGAGUGGGCUCCACCUCUGAGAACAUCACUCAAAAGGUGGUGUGGGUGGAAGAGAGCGACAAGAGGUCUUUCCUCCUUGACCUGCUGAGUGCGACAGUCAUCCCCAGUGAAGUGCAGGACAAUCCUGGAGACAACAUGGAGAAGCCUGGAAAGGACUCGCUGACUCUGGUUUUUGUGGAGACCAAAAAAGGAGCUGACGCCUUGGAAGACUUCCUAUACCGGGAGGGCUACGCCUGCACCAGUAUCCACGGUGACCGCUCCCAGAGGGACCGAGAGGAGGCCCUAAGCCAGUUCCGAUCUGGGAAAUGCCCCAUCUUGGUGGCCACAGCGGUUGCAGCCCGUGGUCUUGAUAUCUCCAACGUGAAACACGUCAUUAACUUUGACCUACCAAGCGACAUAGAAGAGUAUGUCCAUCGCAUUGGACGCACAGGACGAGUGGGAAACCUGGGACUGGCCACAUCCUUCUUUAAUGAUAAGAACGGGAACAUCACUAAAGACCUGCUGGACAUCCUGGUGGAAGCCAAACAGGAAGUUCCCUCAUGGCUCGAGAGCCUGGCUUACGAGCAUCAGCAUAAGAGCACCAACCGUGGACGCUCUAAAAGGUUUGCUGGUGGUUUUGGAGCGCGUGACUACCGUCAGACGGCUGCUGGGAGCAACCCAGGAGGCUUUGGAGGCCGAGGCGUUCGCAACCAGGCGGGACACGUAGGAGCUCGCAACUUUGCAGGAGGUGGCUUCGGAACCUUCUACACCAGCGAUGGCUAUGGCGGCAACUACUCGCACUCUCAAGUUGACUGGUGGGGCAACUAGGUGGUUCUCUCUCUCUCUCUCUCCCUCUCUCUCUCUCUCUCUCUCUCUCUCUCUCUCUCUCUCUCUCUCUCUCUCUCUCUCUCUCUCUCUCUCACCUCCCCACUCAACUUUCUUCCUUUCUCAGCUCUGUCUUCUUCACUCCAUCUGUCCCCUCCAUCAACAUUUAGAACCUAUGUGCAUGCUCUUAAAGUAUUUAUACUCAUGAUAUAGCCCCCCCCCCACCACCACAUACACCCUUCCAUUUCUGGACGAUGUAAUCUAAAUUAAUUUCAUGGUAAAUCUCACAACAGACUACAUAGCAAAAGGAUUCUUCCAUUUCAUUUGGCUACAUUCCCCCUAAGGGGGAAACUUUUCCUUGUGGCACUAUUCAUAUUAGAGUUUUGGCGUCAUCAUGUUUUAGUUCUGCCUUUAACUCAAAGGCACGGAGGCUUCUUGUGGCUCCGCAGCAGCCAUCUUUGUGUUACGUGCAUGGCCACCUUGCGAGUAGAAACCACAGCAUGGAGACAUGAAACUAAGUCAGGCCUAGGAACUGGCUAAGGCCACCAUCUGGAAGAUAAUCUACCAUUUUUUUUAAACUUUUUUUUAAUUUCUUUUUUUAAAAGUGCAGAUGUACAGAUGUCUUAGAAUGAUGUCUAAGACCCAAUAAACUCUUGAGAUGGAAUUUAGUAACCAAGCAAGCAUUUUUUGCCCAUCACUUGAAAAUGUUAGCAAACCGAAUGAUAGGACUUAGGGUGAUAUAAAAAAAAAAAAGAUAAUUUGUUUCUGCACUGUGCCUUCAAGAUUUCAUUCUGUUCUGCAACUAAAACCUAUAUUUAACGUCACAUAUCGGUUUCAACAUGUUCUCUUGAGUUCUCUUUGGAAGGAAACAAGCUAGACUUGAGCUAAAUCAAACCUUGGCAAAACUAAACUUAAAAGAAAAAAAAACAACAAAAAACCUAAAACUGCGCUGAAGAAACUCCUUGAUCCAGUUCCCAAAAGCAUAAAACCUCCUGCUGCAGGAUUUGUGCUUUUAGAAACCUGUUGGGUUGUCAGUCCUGCAGCUCUGCUGUGAGCUUGGAGUCAGGUUCCUCGCAUCGUUGCCAAAAAGUUGGGUUUUCGCGAACCGGGCCACUGAGGGGGAGUCGGGCUUAGCAGUGCAAAUCUGACCUUGCCGCUGCUGUGUUGUUCAAUUCCGUCCAUCAGUGCCUGCGUUUGUCGGGAACCUGACUCCUCCUCCACACACAAACAUGGAAACCCUUGUCGGCCAAACAAAUCUUUCAAGGAGAAACACAACCUAAAAGACUCAAAGAGAUCUAUAAUUCCUUGCUCACUCUAUCCUGGAGAGUCACAUAAAGAGUUUUCUCUUCAGAAAACAAAGUCAUUCCAGUAUUGCUUUGGGUGUUUUGGGUCCGUCUUGGUCGGGGAUGAAGGCACACGUCGAGCCUAAGUGCUUCCCAGCAGGCCAAAAAAGAUUGUUUACAUUUGGAGGUUUGAGAUUGGCACGGACCGUGGUUUCUUUCCAACCACACCAUGACGACGUUCUAGUCCUGCUGUGGACCCUGGCCAAGUCCCCGUGCAUUCCGAGCGUAAAGUCAUCUAAAGAUCUUAAGCGAAUGAUCAUGUAGGUGAUAUGUAAAUAGUAGAGCUCUAUUUAAGAUACAAAGAUAAGAAGAAGAGGAGGUGAAACAUGCUAAAUCACUUUCGGACCAGACAUUUGAUUCCUAACGUUCUCAAAAAAUUGCCCGCUGGCUUUGAUUGGAAGAGCCAGGCUGUGGACCAAGACAAUAGGGCAUAUGCAAGUGUUGUUGUUUUUUUUUGGUCAAGCAAUUCUUUUAGAAAUGCAAAGCAAGUAUCGCGAUUCUCGAGCAGGUUUUAGUUUCGCUCCCUCGUCCCCUGUGUAUUUAAAAAAAAAAAAAAAAAGUGCAUUUCACUAGGAGAAUGAGUUGAGUAGUUUGUUGGAAGAUUUGUGAACAUUUAAAAACGAGUACAAAGCGGCGGUUGUUUAAAGGUAGGAGCUGUAUGAGCUGGUCAUGUAACUGCAAACAAAAUGAUGGACACUCUCCAUCUGUGUGGUGUUAGUUUUUUUUUCACAGGAAACUCUUUCUUUUUGUCCUCGCGGUUUGAUGCAGAUGAAACGAACAAUGGUGACCGGAACUGUGUUGGGUUUGGAUAAUGCUGAACGCUCGACACGAAGUAGAUGAUGCAAAUGACAAUCUGUUUGUCGAGGACUUCAAUCUUUGUUUGAUCGAUUGCACUUUUCCCACAUUUUUGGGUACACCUUCACAUUUUAAGGCCGACGCACCCGUCAGUUUCCGUACCCCGAAACCCCGCCUUCCCUCAUACAGAGCUCGUUCCAACAGAGACCCUUUUUGUGGCUUGCUUGCACUUUGCCAUCACAAACUCCUCGGUGCCUUGCGAUGACUCCGUAGAGACUGAAGUGUGUGUGUGUGUGUGUGUGUGUGUGUGUGUGUUGUAAAGGCUGCGUUUUUCAUUUCACACAGUUGUUCCUUUUUGGAUUGCUUCAGCUGCUGGUUUGAUGUCUCAGAACCUGCAACUUCCACACUGUUCCUUCCUUGCAGGUCAGCCUGCUAUUGUUAGCAUUUCGCUCCGAGCACUUACGGACGUGCCAAUUGCACAGUCGCUGGCUCUGUUGUUGUUUUAUCCCCCCCCGUGUCUGUAAUCGCCAUUUGGUGGUAAGAGUGUGGUCCAUUGCAAUUCAUGAUAUGCCUCAGUUUGUUCUCAACCUUUUGAUGCCUUAAAUUCAAGAGGGAUCUAAUACAAGUGGUAGUGGUUGCACUUUAUACAGUGGAACCAUGACGUUGGUUGUGUCUGGCACCACCGAGGCAGAGAACCCAACGCUUCUGUGGUAACGAGGAACGAUUUAAUGGUGCUAAGCUCCCUUUGCUGCGGCCCGCAGGCCUUCUGUUUGUAGAGACUGAGAAUCCUACUUAGUUUUACCGGAAAGAAGAAAAAGAAAAAACUUCCAACAAAUCCUGUAGCACAGUUCCUUCAACGCCUCUGAAGAGGUGCGUAUGAGUGAAUGUUUUAGUCGUGAAAGGACGACUCUUUCAUAGUGAAGUGUGUGUGUGAAAGGAUGCGAGUCGCCCACCGGUUUGAGUUGUAGUUAAUUAACAAUGGCAAGAUCCAGCUGUUUGCACCCAGAGUUCUCGAGUCUACUAUCGCGCUGCUAGUUUGUGUAAUUUAUCAGACAUUUUUGAGAAAUAUUUAUUUUUAUAAGCCUAGUUCAAAUGUUUAAAGAAAAAAAAGAAAAAAAAAUUACAAGUGACUUGACCAAAAGACAGUGAACAAAAACACUGGCACAUGAAUGUUGAAUGUCAUCGGUGUGAGUGGAAAUUUCUAUUUUUCUGGGGUAGUGUGAGCUUUUUAAUAACCGUGUAAGAGGGUUUCUCUGACUAUGUCAUAUCACAAACUGUUACAGACUCGGCAUCAGCUGAUGUGACAUAUGGAGAGAGGCCGAUUACCUUGAAAGUCUCAUUGGACUCUUAUCAGAUCCACAGACCUGUUUGUAAACAGGUUCAGAUACCAAUCAUAUGAUAUAAUAAUAUAAUAAUACACUGUUAGCAGCCAUUUGCAAUUGGCCAAAACAAUAAUAAUUUGAGAUAAUUCCACCAAAUAUGCCAAGGUUUGGAUUAAAUUGUAAGAAUCAAAAACCAUUUUGUAAAAAAACAAACAAACAUGCAGUAAGAAAAGAAAAAAAAAAAGUGUCCAGAUUCGCUCCAAGUCAGUUUUUUUGUUGUUGUUCAUUUGUUUUGACACUUUUCCUUCCUAUUACUACCCUUUGUGUGAUUGUCUAUUAGCAAGUGGGGAUGUUCAAAGUCUAUAACACAGAGUUACCUGUGGUUCUAUUGCUAUGUUGUUGUGAUCUGCAUAUUUUCAGGCACAGCGCUCACAGCUGAGCGUCCGGCCAGUCAGAAGAAAAAAAAAUUAAAAAUUGGCAAACGACAGUCAAAUUGUCUCGUUUGCCGGUUUUUUUUACCGUUGUAGCUCUUCUGUCGCUGCGGCCCAGAAUGCAAUGCGGCCACAGCGCAACACAUCAGUGAUAUGUCGGGGAGAAGUCUCCCUUUGCAGCCUUUUGUACUCCAAAUGUUUGCAAACAUGCUGGCUCUUUAAGUUGUUUGUAAGAGGCAAUUUGGAGAGAAACACAAAUAGCUACAACAAGCAGACAGAGGUGAAGUGGCGACAACAAAUACUUUUUGGUGUUAUCUCGCCCUUUUUUUCUUUUCUUUUUUUUAAAUUUGUGGCGUUUGCGAAACUAUGUCGCAUGAAGCCUGUUGUCGCCUUCAGUGACUGGCCAGACAGUUCAGCGUGGACACACAGCGCCACCAGCCUGCUAGUUAGUAUUUGCUUUAUGUAUUAGUUUAGCAGUUGUGCACGAAGAGGAGCACUACACUGAGGAGAAAAAAACAAAAACAAUAUUGUGCAUCCGUUGUGAUUUUACCACAAUUAAAGGUUUGGAUUUGCAAAACUA
Messenger RNA from Nerophis lumbriciformis (worm pipefish), 7004 nucleotides. Its product is annotated as ATP-dependent RNA helicase DDX3X-like. NCBI's taxonomy places the organism in Eukaryota, Metazoa, Chordata, Actinopteri, Syngnathiformes, Syngnathidae. The record is from RefSeq and is a predicted model, not a curated record. Gene Ontology annotation, molecular function: ATP binding; nucleic acid binding; RNA helicase activity.